Molecule: messenger RNA, 2223 nt
Organism: Zea mays
Lineage: Eukaryota; Viridiplantae; Streptophyta; Magnoliopsida; Poales; Poaceae
Product: Putative glucuronosyltransferase PGSIP7
Exons: 6
Coding region: 468-1877 (469 amino acids)
Molecular function (GO): glycosyltransferase activity
Source: RefSeq, a predicted model, not a curated record
CUAGGCAGGUGGUGAGCUGCUGACCGCUGACGCGGCUCACGCUCAGGCUCAGCUUGCUGUGUGCUGGUUGCUGCUCAACCGGGUUAGGUCAGCUGGCCAGCCAGCAGCCAGGUCCGUCCGAUCGCUCGAAGUCGAAGCACCGCGUUCCUCGUCUCGCGUCUUCUUCCACUGCUCCCUCCCACCUCCGCUCCCAGCUUUUCCCAUUCUCGUUGAUACGAGCGAGAGUCGAGACAGGUCAAAAGGAGAUUGAGUAAGGAAAAGAAAAAAAAAAUCGCUGCUCCCGAGGCACGGCGGCGGCGAGCGUGCGACACCUCCGGCGGCUCCACAGAUCCGGCGACCGAUCUCCGGCCGCCUGCGGAUGCUCCGGGGCCGGCGCGGUAAGGCCCAGGGGUCCACGCUCGUAGCCAGAUCUCGGGGCGCUGCUGGGAAGUGGGGUUCGUUCCGUCCCUGCCUCCCUGGUGGUGGGGAUGGGGUGGUCCGCGGGGCUGUGGUGGCUCGUGGCCGCGCUGUGGGUGGUGGCGGCGGCGGCGGCGGCGGCGGAGGGUGAGGUCGUGGUCGGGUCAGCGCCGAGGCGGCACGCGUACGCGUCGAUGAUGUACAUGGGCACUCCACGGGACUACGAGUUCUACGUGGCCACGCGCGUCAUGAUGCAGUCCCUGCGCCGGCUCAGCGCCGACGCCGACCGCGUCGUGAUCGCCUCCCUCGACGUCCCACCGCUCUGGGUCCAGGCGCUGAAAGAUGAUGGUGUAAAGGUGGUCUCUGUGGAGAAUUUGAAAAAUCCAUACGAGAGACAAGAGAAUUUCAACAUGCGAUUCAAGUUGACCUUAAACAAGCUGUAUGCAUGGAGCUUGGUUUCGUAUGAGCGAGUUGUUAUGCUUGACUCCGACAACAUUUUCCUCCAAAAUACUGAUGAGUUAUUUCAGUGUGGUCAGUUCUGUGCUGUCUUCAUCAAUCCCUGUAUCUUCCAUACAGGUCUCUUUGUGCUUCAGCCCUCAAUGAACGUUUUUAAGAAUAUGCUACAUGAGCUAUCGGUUGGACGUGAAAACCCAGAUGGUGCAGACCAAGGCUUUCUUGCUAGUUAUUUCCCGGACUUACUUGAUCAGCCAAUGUUCCAUCCACCAGCUAAUGGUACAAAACUUCAGGGUACUUACCGCCUCCCUCUAGGCUACCAGAUGGAUGCGUCUUACUAUUAUCUGAAGCUUCGCUGGAGUAUUCCAUGUGGACCGAACAGUGUGAUUACAUUUCCAAGUGCUCCAUGGUUUAAGCCAUGGUACUGGUGGUCUUGGCCAGUUUUACCUUUGGGGCUCUCUUGGCAUGAACAACGUCGUGAAAACCUAGGGUAUUCAUCUGAGAUACCAGUAGUAUUAAUUCAGGCUGUACUGUACAUUGGAGUCAUAGCAGUGACCCGACUGGCGAGGCCUACCUUGAACAAGAUGUGCUACAACAGAAGAAUGGAGAAAAACACUAUGUUCUUGCUCUCUGUUCUCAGAGUCGUGGCUGCUUGGUCCAUACUUGCUGCCUACACCAUACCCUUCUUCAUCAUCCCAAGGACCGUGCAUCCACUGCUUGGCUGGCCUCUCUACUUGCUCGGUUCUUUUGCUCUUUCUUCCAUUGUUAUCAACAUUUUCCUCUUCCACCCGAUCACCGUCCUCACAACAUGGUUUGGAUUCAUAGGCGCACUCCUGGUGAUGGCCUUCCCUUGGUAUCUAAAUGGUUUUGUCAGGGCCUUGGCAGUGUUUGCGUAUGCUUUCUGCUGCGCGCCCUUGAUCUGGGCAUCUUUGGUCAAGACAAUGAGCUCCUUGCAGGUCCUGAUUGAGAGGGAUGCAUUCAGGCUCGGAGAACCUAGCCAGAAUGCGGAGUUCACAAAGCUAUACUGAGCCUGGGAGCAAGAGUGGUUGUACACAAUGGAACUAUCUGGAAACCUCUAGAAUCCAUGAAUGUUGUUAUCUUAGACAUGUAGGUGACAUAUACAGUGGAAAAGGGGGGAGGGCUGUAGAAUUGGUGCUGAACUGAAGAGGAACUGACUGGGGUCAGUUGUUAGUUAUUUUGAUUUAUUGUUCCUCUGAAAAGCCAAGGCAUUUUUGGCUUUGUUUGUAAUUGAUAUGAUAUGUUCCUUCACAAAUGAAGAAAAGGGUUGAAAGUUCAAACGGUGUAGUGUUCGAAACAGUACUUUGAUUUUACCGUGGUAAAAUUGUGUGGCUUGUGCUGAACAGUUUUCCUUUU